Molecule: messenger RNA, 2962 nt
Organism: Hypanus sabinus (Atlantic stingray)
Lineage: Eukaryota; Metazoa; Chordata; Chondrichthyes; Myliobatiformes; Dasyatidae
Product: solute carrier organic anion transporter family member 3A1-like
Exons: 10
Coding region: 150-2255 (701 amino acids)
Biological process (GO): transmembrane transport; prostaglandin transport; sodium-independent organic anion transport
Cellular component (GO): membrane
Molecular function (GO): protein binding
Source: RefSeq, a predicted model, not a curated record
GACAUCAGAGAUGAGCAGGAUAUUGGAGCGGGGUGACUGAGAAGGAAAGGGAAGCACUAGCAGGAUCCAGACUCUCUCUCUCUCUCUCUCUUUCUCUCUAUUUCUGUGUCUGUCUAAGGGGGAAAGCGCUUGAGACAAACAUAAGGAGGAUGCAGAGUGGACAACUGCGGAGUAGUGGCGCCAGCAAUGUCCAAAAAGGCGAGAAGAAAUCUUGCUUUUCCAACAUCAAAAUCUUCCUGAUCUCGGAGUGCGCGCUAAUGCUGGCACAGGGGACAGUCGGGGCUUAUCUGGUGAGCGUGCUGACAACAUUGGAAAGGAGGUUUAACCUGCAGAGUGCCGACGUUGGAGUCAUCGCCAGCAGCUUCGAGAUUGGCAACCUGGCCUUGAUUUUGUUUGUGAGCUACUUUGGGGCAAAAGGGCAUCGGCCACGUCUGAUAGGAUGCGGGGGCAUCGUGAUGGCCCUGGGAGCUUUGCUGUCUGCCCUUCCCGAGUUCCUUACCCACCAGUAUGAGUACGAAUCUGGGGAGAUCCCCUGGGGACUGGAAGGAAAGGACCUGUGUGUUGGGAAUGUAUCAGCCAGCAACCAAGGACCAGAGGCAAAAAUCAUCUGCAGGAACAGGACUUCCACCAACAUGAUGUACCUCCUGCUAAUUGGAGCCCAAGUGUUACUGGGCAUUGGUGCUACUCCUGUCCAACCACUUGGUGUCUCAUACAUUGAUGACCAUGUCCAACGGAAGGACUCCUCCCUGUACAUAGGAAUCCUCUUCACCACCCUGGUCUUCGGUCCUGCCUGUGGCUUCAUCCUGGGAUCACUCUGCACCAAAGUCUACGUGGACGCAGUUUUCAUUGACACCAGUAAACUGGACAUCUCCCCCGAGGACCCUCGCUGGAUCGGGGCCUGGUGGGGGGGCUUCCUGCUCUCCGGAGCUCUCCUCUUCUUCUCCGCCCUCUUCAUGUUCGGCUUCCCGCAGUCGCUGGCCAUCAAGAGCGACCGGAUGCCGGAGAGCGAGAUGGCCACCCUCCCACAGAACAUCCCGCAGCAGUUCGAGAGGCCCAAGCCCGGCAACGGGGUGAUGGAGCUACGGCAACCGGCCCACUCCUUGUCCUGCUUCCAACAGAUGCGAGUGAUCCCGAAGGUGACCAAGCACUUGUUGUCAAACCCCGUGUUUACCUGCAUCGUGCUCGCCGCCUGCAUGGAGAUUGCAGUGGUCGCCGGAUUUGCUGCCUUCCUUGGCAAGUACCUCGAGCAGCAGUUCAACCUCUCGGCUUCCUCCGCCAACCAGCUGCUGGGAAUGACUGCCAUUCCCUGUGCAUGUCUGGGAAUCUUCCUUGGAGGGCUGCUGGUGAAGAAGCUCAGCUUGACAGCCCUUGGUGCUGUCAGGAUGGCCAUGCUAGUCAACCUCAUCUCCACCGGAUGCUAUAUUUCCUUCCUCUUCCUCGGAUGUGAUACUGGGCCCAUAGCAGGAGUCACUGUUCCUUAUGGCAACUCUUCUGUGUCAGAUGCAGAUUUGGACCCUUACGCUCCUUGCAACAGCGACUGCAAUUGCAAGACGACGGCUUACAACCCAGUCUGUGGAUCAGAUGGAGUUACCUACUUGUCCUCCUGCUUCGCGGGCUGCUCCAGUGUGAAUCUCACUUCCUGUGCUUGUCUGAACAUCGGCCCAGUUAAGAAUGCCACUGUAAUCCCCGGCAAGUGCCCGAGCCCCGGCUGUCAAGAGGCGUUCCUGACGUUCAUGUGCGUGAUGUGUGUUUGCAGUCUCAUUGGGGCCAUGGCCCAGACACCAGCCAUCAUAAUACUUAUCAGGGCAGUUAAUCCAGAGCUCAAGUCGUAUGCAUUGGGAGUCCUGUUCUUGCUCUUGCGACUACUCGGUUUCAUUCCUCCUCCUCUCAUCUUUGGCGCCGGGAUUGACUCAACGUGCUUAUUCUGGACCACGAUCUGCGGGGAGCUGGGCGCGUGUAUGCUGUACGAUAACGUGGUUUAUCGCUACCUCUACAUCAGCAUCGCCAUCACCCUGAAGACACUUGCCUUCAUCCUUUACACGACGACCUGGCACUGUUUGAGGAGGAACACCAGCAAGUAUAUCAGAGAUGACGAGGGCAACCUCCAGCCGCUGACGGCCAGUGACCUCUUUGCAUCAACCUUAGCGCUGGACACAGCAAGGAGGGACUCUAGUCACCAGCAAUCACAAAAGACCAAAUUUAUCUACAACCUUGAGGACCACGAGUGGUGCGAAAAUAUGGAGUCUGUCCUAUAAAAGGACAUUUGGUUUUGUACUUUUUUUAGAAUUAAGACGUAAUGGUGCCCAGACUUUAGAACAAAAACAAGAUUUUUCUUCAAAGUUUUUGUUUUGCAAGACAAGUGCAGGGGCUAAACUGGAUUGUGAACUGUUGAAAACAUUGUUAUAUUUGCAAGUAAAGGACUUAAUCACAUUUUGACAAGGGCCAAGAUUACAACCAAUAAUCUGUUGGAAUGUAUUUGCCUGGAAUGAUGGGAUACUCUAUAUCAUAGACUGAUGUGGCUCGGGUCUGGUCCUGGGGCCACACUACACCAAGACCUCACCAUUUCAAUCGUGCUUCUUUUGUCUUUGCCAAGCAGAGUUUCGGCACUUCUGACUGUCUGUAGAGCCAAUGGUUCCAACUUAACGCAGGUCCUCUUAAUUACAGAACGGGACAUUCCAGCCUCCUGCAAGUCUUCCUUCCAGGAGAGGUUUUGGGAAGAACAUUGCCUCCCAUCUGAAUGGCCGGGCUAUGAACCCUUUUGGAGCCAUGAUGAAUAACCAGAUUCACUGCAGUCCCCAGAGCAGGAGAUCCAUAGAUUAUAUGUCAGGUCGAGGCUGAUGUUACAUGCCAGAGAUUGGAAUGGAACAAACUUUGCAGAAUAAAGAUCACAGGGCACCUGAGAUUCUAACAAAGUCUGUGAACUCUCUGUCCUCUUGUAAAUAAAUUUGUGGACCUACCUGCA